Messenger RNA from Aspergillus alliaceus, 1665 nucleotides. RefSeq names its product alpha-mannosyltransferase. Bases 193 to 1665 code for a protein of 490 amino acids. Gene Ontology annotation, molecular function: alpha-1,2-mannosyltransferase activity. The transcript has a single exon. Gene Ontology annotation, cellular component: Golgi apparatus. NCBI's taxonomy places the organism in Eukaryota, Fungi, Ascomycota, Eurotiomycetes, Eurotiales, Aspergillaceae. The record is from RefSeq and is a predicted model, not a curated record. Gene Ontology annotation, biological process: mannan biosynthetic process.
UGAUGCUACACACAGACUUCCUUUUUUUUACUUCUCUUGUCUUUUAUUUCUUUUUUGGAAUCUUUACUCAUGUCUUUCUAGUUUUGCUAGACAACUUGCCCCUUAUCCUGGCUAUUUUGCCAGCUCGAUUUUGCCGGCCCAGCCGGCCCCACAUCUUCACCAGUGAUUUUCUUCAAGGCCGCAAUUGGCAACAUGCGCCCUAAUGGCCUACAGAAAGCCAUAAUUCUCGCCCUCAGCGCGCUGCUGUUCCUGUACUCGUUAUAUUUAUACUGGAGGACAGACGCGGAACGCAUCGGACCAGUUGAACUAUCCCCACUAAAAGAGAGGCAAACGCUUCUUUGGAGACAGCUGCACUCACUGUUGGAGGGCCAUGCGCCAAAAUGCCCUUCCCCUGAGCGGCAAGACAGCUCCGGGGCGAUCGGCUUUAAUGCACUAGAAGGCGCGACUCGGCCCGACCUCAUUAUCAACGCCGACCAUAUCGAGCAACCAAUGCAAGAGGCGCAUGAUGCAUUCGUGUAUGCAAUCAAAAACUCGAACUUGAAUAGAGCGUAUAGCCGAGGGACUAGUGGGAUCGUGUCCAGCGCGGGAAAGUCCUAUCUCCCGCUAUUCGUGACCUCAUUGCGAAUGCUUCGCCGAACAGGCUCAACUCUACCGGUGGAGCUCUUCGUCAAAGAUGCCUCAGAGUAUGAGAUUAAGAUCUGCGAAGACAUUCUUCCGGAAUAUAACGCCAAAUGCAUAAUUCUUUCCGAUAUCCUCGCCGGCCAAGGAAAAUCUAUGGUGGAGAUCGCCCACUACCAAAUAAAAAUCUUCGCCGUGCUAUUCUCUUCCUUCGAAAAUGUCAUCUGGAUGGACUCGGAUGGCUUCCCGCUAUAUAAACCCGAAACGCUGCUACAGGCUGAGCCGUUUACUGCGACCGGGCUCGUUACAUGGCCGGACUUCUGGGCCUCAACUGCAUCUCCUCUAUACUACAAUAUAUCCCGACAGCCUGUUCCGCCGAUGACGGAACGGGCGUCCUCCGAAACAGGAGUAUUUCUCAUAUCAAAGAACACCCACUUCUUGACCAUGCUGCUGGCAGCAUAUUACAACUAUUACGGCCCAUCCCAUUACUUUAUGCUCCUCUCGCAAGGCGGCCCCGGAGAAGGCGACAAGGAGACAUUCAUCCAAGCCGCGGCUGCCAUCAGCGAGCCGUUCUACACCGUCAGUGAGAGGGUCUCUGCUAUCGGUCAUGAGAAGCCGGAAGGGGGUAUAUCGGGGUCUGCGAUGGUGCAGGCUGAUCCGAUCGAGGACUACCGAUUGACUAGUGAGGGGAAAUGGCGCGUGAAGAAUCAGUCCGUUGCGAAGGCCCCUCGGGUGUUCUUUGUCCAUGCGCAUUAUCCUAAGUUUAACCCGGCGGAAAACCUUUUUGGGAAUGAGUGGGAGACUGCUCCGACGUUGAAGCAGGAUGGAAGUCUUGGGAGGGCUUGGGUUGUGCCGGAGGAAACACUGCGACGGUUUGGGUAUGAUGCGGAGAAGGGUUAUUGGGAGGAGAUUAAGUGGGUCAGCUGUAGUUUGGAGCAUGUGUUUGAAUCCUGGAAGGGGAAGUCUGGUAUUUGUCAUCGUGUCGAGGAAUAUUGGCGUAAUGUGUUUGAUAAUCCUGAAGAAGAUGUUCCUACCUUUAGUGAUUGA